Molecule: messenger RNA, 1351 nt
Organism: Folsomia candida
Lineage: Eukaryota; Metazoa; Arthropoda; Collembola; Entomobryomorpha; Isotomidae
Exons: 2
Coding region: 149-979 (276 amino acids)
Source: RefSeq, a predicted model, not a curated record
CGUUUUUCGAAGCGUUGCCUACUCUGCGGAUGUUUUCAUUGCAUUGUUGGCGCAAAGCACGCAAUGCAAGAGGACAAACUGUGUCGUGUUUGGGUUACUGUUUUUGAGCAUUCUUACAAAUGCGUAUUUAUGUGUUGUGACGACAAAAAUGAUUAAACCAUUGAGAGCAAAGCAGUUCGCAACGGUGGAAGAAAUUUAUAAGAAUUCUGAGUCUAGAUUCGCAAUCCCGUCCAAAGACGCCAUGCCGCUGGCCAUCGAUCGCAUAACCAUGUCAAUCCCUCGCUACAGAAAAAUCAAAGAUUUGCACCUCUACUUCCAAGUAAUUCCAGGAUUUGACCCCCUCGGCCAAAUAUUCUCUCAACCCGUGCAAGUCCUCAAGAUUCUUGCAGACCAUAAAGCAAUCAGUGUCAUACAGGACAACGCCCUCACCUUGAAACCCAUCAUGGACGACAACGGGAUAUCCUUCACCGUUUUGGACUCAUCCUGCACUUAUCUCUCGGAAGAUAAGUUAACCAAUUUUCAACUAAUUUGGACCCUUCGACUCCACUUUGCUCAAAAAGCGGUUAAAAUUCUGCAGAGAAUUACGGAGUCCGGGAUUCAAAAUUUGAUGACGAUUUCACGCGAAUUGGCCGCAAUGUAUUUAGCUUUUGGAGAUAAAAAAUUGUCCCCGGGUUCGGGAACGGUUGGGCAAGAGGUGAAAUUUUCGAGGAGCGAGUUGUGGCAAUUUAGGCAACCAAAACCGUUACGAUUGUGGAAGUCGAACUUGAAAAAUGUCUUUAUACUUUAUCUUGCAAUGUGUGCGGGGUGUUUGGCUGGAUUUUUGGUGGAGGUGAGAAAUGUGUGGGGUACGAGAGUAGGGAGGGGAGGGGGAGGUCGGAGUAUUGUAUGGGAAAAAGUGGUGAAGGUACAUAAGGCGAGAGAGAAAUUUCGUGGACAGGUGCCAAGGAUGUUAUCACUGCCGGAAGAAGUGCAAUCGUAAUAGACGCAAUAUAUGAAUGUAUAUCUGUUUAGAUGUAAAUAUCUAUAAUUUACAUAAAUAGGUAUUUACAUAUGUAUGAAAAUAUGUAUAGACGACUGGAAUUUAUAAAUGUUUGUACAUAUCUAUGUACAUAUUGUUUUAUUUGUCCCUUGAAAAUGUGGGCUAAAGUUAAUUUAGCAUAUUUGUAAAUAUUUUGAGGCAUGUUUAUUAUUUGAUCGGUAAGUAAAGUACUUACAUACUUUUAGUAUGCUGAAAUUGAACAGAUUGUUGUUAUGUAAUAUUUGGAAGAAAUUUGCGAGCAAAAUUUUGAUGCUCUUAAAUAUGUACGUCAUACAUACACACAUAUGCAUACUACAUUAUGCCUUUACAUUU